Molecule: messenger RNA, 654 nt
Organism: Aegilops tauschii subsp. strangulata
Lineage: Eukaryota; Viridiplantae; Streptophyta; Magnoliopsida; Poales; Poaceae
Biological process (GO): box C/D snoRNP assembly; maturation of LSU-rRNA from tricistronic rRNA transcript (SSU-rRNA, 5.8S rRNA, LSU-rRNA); snoRNA localization
Cellular component (GO): nucleus; pre-snoRNP complex
Source: RefSeq, a predicted model, not a curated record
AUGGAGGGGGAGCCGCCCGCGCAGGGCCCGCCCCCCAGCGCCACCGCCGCCUCCGGGUCCGGCGGCGGCGGGGAGAAGGGCACCCCGUGCCAGGAGUGCGGGGAUCAGCCGUGGAAGUACCGGUGCCCGGGCUGCUCCCGCCUCACAUGCAGCCUCCCCUGCGUGCAGGCCCACAAGCGCUGCACCGCCUGCUCCGGCAAGCGCCCCCGCACCGUCCCCGUCCCACUCGCCCAGUUCGACGACAACCAGCUCCUCUCCGAUUACAACUUGCUGGAGGAGACGAGCCAGGUCAGGGAGACGGCCCACAGGCUGCUCGGCGGCUUCGGCCGCAACUACGGCUGCAGCUUCGAGGGACGCCAUGGCGCCCAACUACCGCCGUGGCUCUCCUUCCUCCGCAAGGCUGCGGAGCGCCGGGGCGUCCGGCUCGCCUUCCAACCCAUUGGCAUGACCAGGAGGGAGCAGAACCGCUCGCGGCACGACAGGAGGGUUCUGUUGGCGACGCUGACGGUCGUUGAAUGGUUCGUGGACUCAACGGUGUCGUGGCAGCCGGUGCACGGAGAAGCAAAGCUGCUGCAUGUCCUCUACCUCUGGCACCCCAGCACAUGGGGUGCGGGGCACUUGUACGAUGGCUUCCUCCAUCCGCUGGUGCACUAG